AUACUGCUGACCACUGGUUAUGUAACCUAGAUAAAUCUGUUCCUCCUCCACGUUUGUAUUUUUCAUUUAGCAGUUUAGAGCGAUUUCCUUUAGUCAGAGAUGCGUAUUUCAUUAGAUUGGUCUUGUUUAUGAUGACAACGGGGCGACUGUGGCCUGUGUGCUUCCGUGGCGCCGUGGUCGCUUCCUGUUGUGGGGUUUCUCUCGCUUUUUGUCGAGAGGAUGAGGGUCAGAGUUUUAUCAAAACAAAUUCUCGUUUGAAUUCGAGUGGUCUAGUGCGCUGCGGCAGAGCCGUGUGGACGGUCGUUAAGAUUAGCUUUGACUACAAGACCACUCUGAUGGGCUUAGACAGGAACUCAGAGAAAUACUCCAGACUCAUGUCAGAGGUUCACCUACGGUCGGCAGUCAAGCUGAGGGACCUUUGUGCUAUUAAUGGAGGCGUGUAUAUCAAAGGCGCUCAGUAUAUUAGUGCUCUUGACUAUCUCCUGCCAAUGGAGUAUGUGGAGACAAUGAAAGUCUUUCACAACGAAGCCCCACAAAGUACAAUUGCUGACAUAUAUAGAACAUUGGAAGAGGAUCUAGGGGUGUCACCAGAUGAAGUUUUCUCAAGAUUUGAUGUGGUUCCCAUUGGAUGUGCAUCGCUGGCGCAAGUGCACAAGGCCAUGUUGCAUGAUGGGAGAACUGUUGCCAUAAAAGUACAGCACCGAGAUGUACAAGAACAUGUGACAGUUGAUAUUUACACUAUAGAGCUUUUAUCAAAAGCUGUUGCCUGGGCAUUUCCUGAGUUCAAGUUUACAUGGCUUGUUGAUGAAACCAAAAGAAACCUUCCCCUAGAGCUGGACUUUACACACGAGGGAAAGAAUGCUGAAAAAGUAGCCAAGAUUUUCAACAGCUGUACAUUUUUGAAGGUGCCUGAGGUUCUGUGGAAAUGGACAUCACGCCGAGUGCUUGUCAUGGAGUUUUGCGAGGGAGGGAAAGUGGAUGAUAUAGAGUUCAUGCAAGACCAUGAGAUUAUGUCUGAUGAGGUAUCCCGCAAGCUUGGGGAGUUGUACAGUGAGAUGAUAUUCGUGACAGGUUACGUACACUGUGACCCGCACCCUGGCAAUGUUCUGGUCAGGAAGGACUGUAAUGGGAGUGUGGAGAUCGUGUUGCUUGACCAUGGAUUGUACAAUCAACUGACUGACGAGUUCCGUGUCCAAUACUGCAAGCUGUGGCAGAGCCUCAUUGCGUCAGACGUAGAAGGGAUUAAGAAGUACAGCACGGAGCUCGGCGUGGGGGACUUGUACGGUCUGUUUGCGUGCAUGCUGACAGCGAGGUCUUGGAAUAUAAUCACUUCAGACGGCAUAGACAAUGGACCCGUGACCGAUCAAGAGGCGGAGGAGAUUCGUAGCGGUGUGGCGGAGUACCUGACCCACAUAGCGGACCUGCUGGACCGUGUCCCGCGCCAGCUUCUUCUAAUCCUCAAGACGAACGAUCUUCUGCGCAGCAUAGACCGCCAGCUGCAUACGAGUGCGGCUGCGCAGAGCUUUCUCACCAUGUCUCGGUGCUGUAUACGUGCCGUUACUAAGCAACGCCUGCAAGACUGCGAUAGCUGGCACUGCAGGCUCAAGGCUAGAUUAGACUCUGUGAUUGGUCACUUGAGAGUCACGUGUUAUCAGAUUUACGUGUCGAAUGUUGGGAGGACGUUUAGGUAUUUACUCGCGCUUAUCAGGGUUUCUGGGUGGAGUUGACACGUGCGGCUUUUAGAAUCCUUCAUUCUUAAGAUUCUCUUUGUUAGAAUCCAUUUUGUUGGAAUCCUUCAUUCUUAAAAUAGUUUUUCUUACAACCCAUUACUCUUAGAAUCUUUAAUUUUAGAAUCCUUCGAUCAUUCUAAGAAACCAUUACUCUUAGAAAUCUUAUUCUUAGAAUUAUUUUGUUCUUAGAAUCCUUUUUCAAAGACUUAUAGCAGCUUUCUUUCAAAAUUAUCAAAAUUAUUGCUAUAUUUUUUAAAUAAUCCAAUUACAAAAGCAUUAAGUUUGAACACUGAAAACAGAAAACAUGUAUUGUUAAGAGGUUAUUAUCAUAAUCUAUUUUAUUCGAAUAAGUAUUUUUAUAACUAUAUAUAAUAUACUCAGAGCGCCGGGAUUAGGGCAAAAAGCUCCAUAUUUUAUUUUAUCUUACGGCGUUCAAAAAAAAAUUAAACUUUAUUUCUAGCAGCUUAGUUGAAGACGCCCUUAUCGGGUCUCCUGUGCAUGGGGAGGGUGAGAGUGUCUCCUGUCUCCACUUCAAUACCCAUCAGAAGAAACCCAAUAAGAACGUCUGUGACAAGCUGUAGGAAGCCAGUUCUCGGCUUCUGUACUUUUAAAGUUUCCUUUUCUGUACUUUAAGCAUAGCGCUUACCACGAGCAGCUAAAAGAUUUCAAAAACUUCGUUUGUAUUUAUUGUAUUUGUGAGCUAUUUAUAUUUUGGGAUUCCGACAUCCGUCAAAGUGAAGCAUGUGACGUUUGCAAAAUAAAAUAUAAGUGUUUAAUUUUUUUGGCAAUAAACAUUUUUUUUCAGAUGAAAUCCUCCCCUAUGCUAUUCAAUCUUGAUUGGCUAAGAGAGAAAAAAUGCUAUCAGCUUCCGUAAAUACUGUGAAUGUUUUCGCACGCGUAAAUGCUUCUCGCGUGUCCAGAAGUUUAAUAUUGUGCAACAAACAGGUAGUAGUUAACGUGGAGCGAAAACUUCAGGACAGACUACAUAUUGACUAUGCCAUACAAAAACACCCUGUAUUUUACAGUAAUGUUUUAUUAUUAGUGGUAGUAUAGCUGAUGAUACACUCGCCUAGAGAAAAGUCAGGCCUACUUUUGUUCACCGUAUACAUACCGUAUUUCAAUAAAAGGUUGCACUCGAGAA
Molecule: messenger RNA, 2871 nt
Organism: Nematostella vectensis (starlet sea anemone)
Lineage: Eukaryota; Metazoa; Cnidaria; Anthozoa; Actiniaria; Edwardsiidae
Product: aarF domain-containing protein kinase 1
Exons: 8
Coding region: 129-1727 (532 amino acids)
Biological process (GO): lipid homeostasis; mitochondrion organization; protein phosphorylation
Cellular component (GO): mitochondrial inner membrane
Molecular function (GO): protein kinase activity; ATP binding
Source: RefSeq, a predicted model, not a curated record